UGCAUCCUCCUCUCCCCGAGCAACGAAACGUCGAAGAAAGAAUAGGGACAGUAAUCCAGCCGAGGAGGUGAUAAGGCGUGCAUUACAAGAAAUUGCCUCUUUUCGCAGCAGUUACGAAAGUGAACCGAACCUUGACUACGCUUGUCACAGCUUCUCAAGUAGACUAACAAGUGAUGACCUCACCAAGCUACACCAGAGUUCUCGUCCACCUGCGCCGGGCAACUCAAGGACUGUACACCUGUGCCCAGUUUAAUGAAUGUUUACUAGAUUCCCUGGGCCUGGAUGGGGAGGGACUGGUAGAGUGCUCCCUGCAGGACAAUAAGCUGCUACUACAGUGUCCAACAGAGAAUGUUUCUCCAUCAGCUUGUAAUGCUAGACCCUCCCUUUACAAAAUCAUGCAUCCACCAUUCUGUCCCAUUCAGCAUCUGGACAAGGAGGGGAGGGAUGGCCUUCCUUCAGAUAUAAAGAUGCGAGGGGUGGACGUUGGGGUGGCAGUGCUCCUUGAGUCCAGUGACCACAGGCUCCUACUCACCCACCGGGCUGGACACAUGCGGACCUUCCCUGGCAUCUGGGUGCCUCCAGGUGGUCAUGUGGAGGAUGGAGAGAGUCUGGAAGAUGCUGUGCUGCGGGAGCUGUGUGAAGAGACAGGAUUAGAGGUAACAGAAGAGGAGAGAAAGAGCAGCCACAUCCUGGGUCUGUGGGAGUCUGUCUACCCCCCAGUGCUGGCCAUGGGAGAACCCAAGAGACAUCAUGUGGUGGUGUACCUACACAUCACCCUCAGCAGAGCAUCAGAACAAUUGAAUAAGGAGUUCAAGCUGUGUCCAGAAGAGGUUGAUGCAGCUGCCUGGCUGUCAGUGGACCUCAUCAAACGUUCUGUGUGGAACAAAGAUCAGCUUGAUAAGGCGGGGUUUGUAGACAACAACGACCACAUUCCCAUCACACUUGUUAACCAGGAGGGAGAACAUUUAGAGGGUGAUUUGGAAUCAUCUAUUCUCACACGAAAGCAGGAACCAAAUGCACUGACUGGAGACAGAAUCAGCACAGGAAGCAGAUAUGCUCUCUCCUUGUGGCUGAGUCAGCACUUGGAAGGUUCAGGUGAUGAAGAAACUUCCCAAGAGUGGCUGUAUGGAAAGUACUUGAAGACAAACAGCACAAAACAGGUUCCUGUAUCGAAAUACUGAUAACUACACAGUACUCUGUCAGUAGGUUGUGAUAUUGUAUUGCUUAUUGUAUUUUCCCCUAUCUUUGGUAGGGCACUCAUCAAAAUGUAUAAAUGAGACUGAACCUAACCUUUAAUAGUUAUAUUUAUGUAAAUGUUAUCUCAAAGUUGGGUUCUUGAGGCAAAAAAUUACACAUUCCCUCACAUAUGCUCUCACUUGCAUCGACACACACACACACACACACACACACACACACACUUAUAAAUGAUGUUAAAUAUGUAAAUAAAAUCAAUGAUGUAAUAAUUUGGUAUAGGAAUAACUUUUGUCAACAGUUUUGUUAUUUAUUAAAACAAUAUAAUAUUCA
This is a messenger RNA of Scylla paramamosain (green mud crab), 1524 nucleotides long. Its product is annotated as nucleoside diphosphate-linked moiety X motif 17-like. Bases 174 to 1181 code for a protein of 335 amino acids. The transcript is spliced from 7 exons. NCBI's taxonomy places the organism in Eukaryota, Metazoa, Arthropoda, Malacostraca, Decapoda, Portunidae. The record is from RefSeq and is a predicted model, not a curated record. Gene Ontology annotation, biological process: NAD+ catabolic process; NADP+ catabolic process. Gene Ontology annotation, cellular component: peroxisome; cytosol. Gene Ontology annotation, molecular function: NADH pyrophosphatase activity.